AUGGCAUCCGCAUCUCUGAAGGGCACCCGUAAGACAUACAGCUUCGAGGAACGGAAAAUCUUGAUAUCGCUGAUAAGCAAAUACGAGUUCGUCCAGAAUAGGAAGUCAGAUCCGAUCUCCAUAUGCAAACGAAAGUCGGCGUGGUCGCGAAUCACCGAGGAGUACAAUUUGAUAGUAGGGUCCCGGGGCGCGCGUUCGACCGUACAGCUCAGACGUUGCUGGGAGAAUAUGAAGGCCUGCAAGCGUAAUCGUGAGGAAAAGAAAUUUCGUGAAAAUAUGAAAGCGAUUUGUCAAUCGACAAAAGACGAAAGGGCGAGAAAUCAAUGUUGGGAAGGUAUAACUUGUGGUCAGAAUGUCCCAGAUGUACCAAUGCCUGCCGGAACCGUUGGUUUACCACCAAAUGUAGUAUUCGAGCCGAAGGAUUCAGAGCCAUUCACAUUGCAAAGUGUUUCAUGCACUGCUGGACCUCAAAAUUCAAAUUGUUUGAAGAAAGAUGUGGAUAGUCGCGAAAAUUCAAAUCAUAAUUGCGGUACUAUUGCAUUCCUCGAUUCGAUGAAUGAUUAUUACGAGAAAUUCGUAAGGAGAAACGCGGAUUCUCCUACGAUUGAUCAGUCAAUGGGCAAUGGUUUUGAAAAAAUCGCGCACCAAGAGAAUCACGUAAAUCCGGGACCGAGUGCUUUAUACAAUUUGAUCUCACCUCGCGUUGUGCAGGAGCAUAAUCGCAAGAAGAAAUCAGCGCAACGGGAGGAAGAGCUGCACAUGCUUGCACUUUCGGAAGCGCAGAUGAAAGUGGACAUCGCUGCCAUGUUAAAGGAGGAGGCGAGGCUCAAAUUAGAGGAGGCUCAUUAUCGCAAGGAGGAAGCCAGGCUCAAAAUGUUGCUUUUCACUUACAAACUAGACAGGAUUAAAGACGAAUGAAGGAAGACGGAUAAAUUUUGUUGGACAUGGCAUGGACGCGUUGUAUCUAUUAUUUUUCUUUAUUUUUGUUGUCGUUGCACCGACGCAUCGAUGCCGGUGCUCGUAAGCAAAAUAAGUCAGUUACAUAACAUAAAAUAUAAACAUAAUUGUGUGUAUGUAAUACCAAUUUACUUCUCAUAAAUGCACAAUUAGAAUGUCAAAAUAAAUGCAAGUUUUCUGAUGAUGUUACCAGCUAAUAAUUAUUACAUUAUGUGAUAUUAUUCAG
Molecule: messenger RNA, 1183 nt
Organism: Cyphomyrmex costatus
Lineage: Eukaryota; Metazoa; Arthropoda; Insecta; Hymenoptera; Formicidae
Exons: 3
Coding region: 1-918 (305 amino acids)
Source: RefSeq, a predicted model, not a curated record